Molecule: messenger RNA, 2202 nt
Organism: Linum tenue
Lineage: Eukaryota; Viridiplantae; Streptophyta; Magnoliopsida; Malpighiales; Linaceae
Source: the annotation of a GenBank genome assembly
CCCUCGGGAAAUGGUACAAGUUCUUUGGGUAGACAUACUAUAAGGUGCUUAAAGAAACUACAAGAAAAGGGGAAGCAGUUGAAUUUAGAACUCAAUCCAAGUUCUGUUGAAGGGCAAGGAGUUUUGGGGACUUGGAAAUUUGAUCAAAAGUCUAUCAGAGCUGGGUUAGUUGAAAUGAUAAUUCUGGAUGAAAUGCCUUUUAAGAGUGUGGAGAAAGAAGGUUUUAAGCGCUUCAUGGCUCUUGCUUGUCCGAUGUUUAAGAUUCCAGGCAGAAAAGCAAUUAGAGAAGAUUGUUUUAGAUUGUUUCUUGAACAGAAGGGCAAGUUGAGAGAUUACUUCAAGAUCAAGUGUGGAGGAAGGGUGUCCAUAACUACAGAUAGUUGGACUUCUUGUCAAAAUUUCAACUAUAUGUGCAUUACUGCACAUUUUGUCGGGAAGGAUUGGAAGCUAUACAAGAAGGUGAUCAGUUUUUGCAAGAUUACAAGUCAUAAGGGGAUUGAUCUAGGUGAUGCAAUAGCUGAUUCUUUGGAGCAUUGGGGUUUGAAAAAUAUUUUCACAGUCACAGUUGACAAUGCAAGUGCAAAUGACACGGCACUUCUUCAUUUGAGAGAUAGACUUGAAGAAUGGGGUACUAAUAUAGUUGGUGGAAAGUACCUUCACAUGCGGUGUAUCGCUCAUAUAGUGAAUUUGGUUGUGAGCGAUGGUUUAGAAGAGAUGGGCAUGUCAAUAAGGAGGGUGAGAGAGGUUGUGAGAUGGGUUAGAUCAUCACCAUCUAGAUUUGCAAAGUUCAAGGAGUGUGUGGAAUUUCACAACAUUGAAUCGAAGAAGAUGUUGAGUCUAGAUGUGCCUACAAGGUGGAAUUCCACCUACUACAUGCUUGAAGCUGCUGUGGUGUUUGAAGAUGCAUUCUCUAGUCUUGAGAGGAAGGAUAAGGAUUACAAGCCCGAUCUCAAGGCAAAGAGGUACAAGAAUCAAGAAAUUGGUGUCCCUCAAUAUGAAGAUUGGAAGAAUGCAAAAGUUUUGAUGAAGUAUUUGAAAUUCUUUCAUGAUUUGACUUUGAUUGCAUCCACUACUUCUGUUGUGACUGCUCAUCGAUUCUUGAGAGAGUUUGGAAAGGUCUUCUAUCAUGUUGAGAAAAUGAUGAAUAGCAGGGAUGAUGACAUAGUUAGGAUGGGUAUGAAGAUGAAGGCUAAAGUUGACAAAUAUUGGUCGGAGAAGGAUUGUGUCAACUUCAGAUUGAACAGGUUGGUUUACAUGGCUGUGGUGUUUGAUCCGAGGCAUAAGAUGAACUAUCCGGAUCAUAUUUUCAAGAAGAUGUGUGGAGAGGAAAGGGCAAAAGUCUUGGUGAAAGAGUUGAAUGAUGAACUCGAGAAGUUGUUUGAAUAUUAUCAGAGUAAGAUGCCUCCUCCUUCUUCUUCUUCUCCUCCAAAACGUCGAGUACAAGUUGCCACUUCAAGUUCACCGAGGUCGGCUAGUGAUUCUGAUGAUUCUUAUGAUGAUUAUGAUCCUGAUGAUGAUUAUGGAAAACCUCAAGCUGGUCAUACUAAGAGUGAGUUGGAGAAGUAUCUUGUUCAUCCUCGAGAAUAUGAUGAUGCUGAAGAAGAGUUUGAUGUGUUGAAGUGGUGGAAGACGAAUGCUAUGAGGUAUCCCAUCUUGAGUGAGAUGGCAAAGGAUCUGUUUGCUAUUCCUAUGUCAACCGUUCCUUCCGAGUCCGUUUUUAGCACAAGUGGGCGUGUUUUAGAUGAAUUUAGGAGCUCUUUGCAUCCUAAGAUUGUGGAAGCUCUCAUAUGCAGUCAAGAUUGGAUUAGAUCAAGUUCUAGUGAGUUUGUGGAGCAUCUUAAUGGUGAUGAUGAUGACUAUGAGGAUCAAGAAGACUUCGUGAGUGUUUACAAUGCUAUUAUGGUGGAUGAGGCGGAAAUGCGUGAUCAUGUGAGUGGACAUGAAGGUACAAGUACGAGCAAUGUCGGAGGGAGUGAUGUGUUUGGUUCGAGGAGUGGAACGAAUCAAGGAGGUGGAUCUAAUGCUUCAUUUGUUUCUCUUGAUGAGUAGAAAUGGUUUGGUGGAUUUCUUAGAUUGGAGUGAAUUUGGUGUUUGAUAUCUAAACUUCGGUUGUGAACUUGUGAUGCACUUUAUUUUAUUUUGAAGUUUGAAUUGGACUUUGAGUUUGUAAUAGACAUCAUUGAUGGUUGUGAUUGUGUAUUG